UGGAGAUUAGGUGCACAUUCUUUUUGCAUGGGGUUCAUCUUAAAUUACAUUAUGGCAACAUUUCAUAAAACCCAGGUUUCAAUUCUUAAUGGAAUUGUCAUGGGAGGUGGGGCUGCCGUUUCGAUGCAUGGUAGAUUUCGGGUUGCUACAGAGAACUCGGUCUUUGCAAUGCGGGAAACAGCUUUGGGACUCUUCCCAGAUCAAGGUGCCUCUUAUUAUUUGUCAAGACUCCCUGUCUUCUUUGGAGAAUAUGUUGGUCUUACGGGCACUAGGUUAGAUGGUGCUGAAAUGCUUGCAUGUGGCCUUGCAACUCACUUUGUCCCCUCGGCGCUAGUAAUGGUGGCAAGUGUUAUCUCUAAUGGCUCUUGCAAAGUCCCACAAACCCUGCCCAUCCUUUUAGAGUCUCAAGCUGAACCUAAUUUUCAAAGAAAACCUCCUCAAACACAUUUUAUAUGCGUAGAACCUGAAAUUAAAAGGACAAAGGGAACUGAAUUGGAUGUCAUUGAUAGGUGCUUCUCUCGAAGAACAGUUGAAGAAAUUUUAUCUGCCCUUGAGAGAGAGGCCUUGAAUUCAAAUGAUGAUUGGAUCUCUGCGACAAUUCAGUCACUGAAGGGGGCAUCUCCAAUGAGCCUCAAAAUUUCUCUGAGAUCAAUCAGACAAGGAAGGCUCCAAGGUGUUGGUCAAUGCCUUGUCCGUGAGUAUAGAAUGAUUUGUCAUGUCAUGCGAGGAAAAGUCAGCAAGGAUUUCUUUGAGGUUUUCAGCUUACUCAAAACAUUUUUCUUCUCCUAAUUUCUUCCUUUGUGGAUGAUUUUAAGACCUCG
Molecule: messenger RNA, 821 nt
Organism: Alnus glutinosa
Lineage: Eukaryota; Viridiplantae; Streptophyta; Magnoliopsida; Fagales; Betulaceae
Product: 3-hydroxyisobutyryl-CoA hydrolase 1-like
Exons: 8
Coding region: 28-789 (253 amino acids)
Biological process (GO): L-valine catabolic process
Molecular function (GO): 3-hydroxyisobutyryl-CoA hydrolase activity
Source: RefSeq, a predicted model, not a curated record